Messenger RNA from Guyanagaster necrorhizus, 501 nucleotides. RefSeq lists its product as uncharacterized. The record is from RefSeq and is a predicted model, not a curated record. The transcript has 7 exons. NCBI's taxonomy places the organism in Eukaryota, Fungi, Basidiomycota, Agaricomycetes, Agaricales, Physalacriaceae. The coding region runs from base 1 to 501 and encodes 166 amino acids.
AUGGUUGAAGGCAUGACGGUGGGUAUGCUUAUGACCACUCGCCGCAAUGUGACCGAUUACUCCAUUGACGACGCCUUCUACAUGAAGACCCUCGUUUUGGCAACUUUCAUCUCCACCCUUGCCCUAUCAAGCGCCUUGGCGUCUACAUGUGCUACCAGGGAGGAGGCACAUCCAACAGCGCCACUUCUUGGUGAAGAAUGUGGCGGAUUUGCCUAUGAGGAGGAUCAAAGCACAGUUUUCACCGGCAUUGAUAUCGUUAUUUUAGGCGCGGAAAACUUGAAGUGCUGCUCGUUGUCAGACGGACGUAGCGAUAAGCAGAAACACGGUGAGGGUGCUCGACAGAUAGUAUUCAGUAUAUAUUGUCCAUCCCAACAUGAAGGGGUUAUCGAGCUCGGCCGGCGGGAUACGACGGAGCUCCUGCUUGCUAAUCCAACACCAAUACUGGAUUUCAAAGGUCGACGACUCCAGCUUCUCCCGCUGCACUACACAACCUGCUCCUAA